CUUCGUUUCAGACAUGUCUCUGUCUGUAGCCUAUUACAUAUUAAUAUACGUCUUGACCACCGUUAUUAUUUUUCCUGGGACGUCAAUUGCAAUCUGUAAUUAGCAGUUGAACAAUUUUAUAAAUGUCCAACCCAGUAGCAGUUAUAAGUGAAAUUGUUAAUGGAUUGUAAUUCAUAUUACAUUUCAAUACAUAAGACAUAUGAUUAUAUAAACGAGUGUGAGAUAUAUUCCGAUUUUAUUACAAAAUAUGAUUGAUCGGUCCUUUUAGCGAGACAGAAGGCAUGUCGUCUGUUUGUUUACAUUCGCCAGAUGAUCGAACUCAGCAGCUGUGAUCCUGUUAACCACGAUGAACCACAGGAACCUCUUGCGUCUUUCCCCCGGAUCACCGAACCUCUAUCCUACGACGAGUUCUUCAGGGGGGUUUUAGAGAAAAAUCGACCAUGCGUAUUCUCCAGCAGCUUCACACAGGAAUGGCUGGCGAGAGAAGAGUGGGUCACACCCUCAAACACUCCCAAUGUGGAGUUCCUAAGAGACCACUUCGGUGAUGGUGAAGUUCCUGUUGCUGACUGUGAUCAAAAGCAUUAUGAUUCUCAAGAAAAGAAAACUUACAAAUUAAGAGACUAUAUAGAUUACUGGAAUAGCCUCAGGGAUCCGUGUUCGGGGAAGAAGAAUUGUCUCUAUCUGAAGGAUUGGCACUUUGUUCGAGACUUCCCUGCUUACAAAGCUUACUCUACACUUCAGUAUUUUGCAUCAGAUUGGCUAAAUGAAUUCUGGCAUGUACGUAGUGAUAUUCAUGAUGACUACCAAUUUGUGUACAUGGGACCCAAAGGAAGUUGGACACCCUUCCAUGCAGAUGUAUUUCGAUCAUACAGCUGGUCUGCUAAUGUGUGUGGACGGAAACGUUGGGUAUUUUACCCCCCUGGUGAGGACCAGUUUCUACGUGACCCAUUUGGCACUCCUGUAUAUGAUGUUGAUUCUCCUGAUUUAAAAGAUAUUAGAAAAUAUCCAAAUGCAGCUUCAGCCAAGGGUCGGAUAGAGGUUAUCCAGGAGCAAGGGGAAACAAUCUUUGUGCCCUCUAGUUGGCACCACCAAGUGUGGAAUUUGGAAGAUACAAUAUCAAUCAACCACAAUUGGCUCAAUGGAACCAAUCUCCACAGAGCAUGGUACUUCUUGGUAGAAUCUCUACAGCAGGUGGAGUAUGCCAUAAGAGACUGCAGUGACAUGGAUGAUUGGACUGGGCAAUGUCAGCUUCUUCUACAUGCCACACAUGGUAUGGAUUACCAUGAAUUCUAUACUUUUCUUCAAACUAUUGCCAAAAGGAGGAUCGAGACUCUCACUGGCAAGAAAACACAUCUCAGCUUUGGGAUUUGGCAGACUGGCAAGAAUCACAUCUUGUAUGACUUGAAGAAAAUCCAAUGGUGUUUGGAACAGCUGCUGGAUGACGAGCGGCUUGACACAAUCAAGGGAUUCUCCAAUACAGAAAAUCACCCUUCACAUCUCCUUGAUGAAGUUGUGAAUGUGCUUUCAUGAUUUUUUUUUUUACAUUUUGUUUCUUUUAUUUAAAGUCUCGUUUUCAAAAUUUAUAUUCAAAAGUAGUUUUCAUUAUCAAUAUAUAUCAUAAUUAAAUCUUGUAUUUUCAUAAGCUGGUAACAUAGAGUACCAUUAUAUUGAGAGAUUUUCUUUGCACUACUUUUGCUCAAAAAAGAACAAACAACUGGAGUAUACCUUCUUCCAGGGAUAUGACAUACACAAAACUACUCUUAUAAGGUACUAUAGUUAAAGUAGUAAUUAAUUGGCUGUAAUGUGGUUUUCAAGAAGGACUAUAAUACAAUGACUUUAUAGUUUUAAGGUAUUGAAAGUAAAGCAAAGAAGGAAUUUAGAGUAUUUAAGGAUUGUGGUCUACCCUGUAAAGCAUUUUUUAUAUUUCUGAAAGAAGUAUUAGUGCAUGAUAGAAUUCAGGUAUUAAAAUGAAUGGGGGAAUGAAGGCUUUUUUGACUGAGACAUGGUUAAUAUGAUAAGUCAGCAAGGAGAGAAUGUUUAGGAUAUUAUAAGAGAAUAAAUGUUGAGUACAAAUGAGGGACAGACUACUAGUGUAGUCAGCAUUUGCCAGAGAUGCAUUUUUUAAAGGCAUGACUUUUUGUUACUUGGGUAUUUGUUAUUGACAAUAACAGUGUCUUACUUCAUGUCAGUACAUCUAAGGACUGCAUCAGAGACAGUGUAGUUAGUGUUAUACUGAGAAAUUCCUUCCUUCAGUGGACUGAAUUCCAUAAUUACAUGAUGCUGUAUCAGUAUCUGUAGGUAUUUAUUAAUUCAUUAGAAUGUUAUUAUAAUGCAGUUAGUAUUUAUGAGAUAUGGUCUGUGAAAUACAAUUGAUAAUGAUAUAUGUGCAUAAUAAGAUUCCUAGGAAAUUCAGUAUUUAGUUAGCAUUUGGAAGUAAUGGGGCUAAUUCACCAAAUGUUAACUUGGAAGAAAUUAUAAUCACAGUUAUCGCCUACAGUUGCAGCAUACAUAAUUAUACUCAUCUCUGUUUAUGUAUCAGAAGGCAAUUAUGUAAGAAAAUAUUAUAUUUUGGUCUCUGAAACAUUUUCUGUGUAAGUCUGAUUUGAUGGGUUUACCCCUUUGCUUCCAAACACCUCAUUUUUGCUUUCACAGUUUGUUAGAGAAGAUAGAAAAUAUAGCUUUAAUAUAAAGCUUGUAACAGCUUUUUGCCUUAGAACUUCUUUUCUUGUUGAUGUUAGCUGAUAGUUCCUUCAUUUCUCCUAAGGGCUCUAUCUAGUUUGAACUCUGGUACAGCAAAACAUGAUUAAGUCUGUACAGCCUUUCUUACUCUUGUGAUAUCAGAUAAUUUAUUCACUUGCUUGCAGAGAUCUACUAAAGACUGUUUCAUUUGACAAAACAAUGUUAUCACCACAGAUGUCUCUUUUAUUCCUUUGUAUAUGUGUGUACAUGGCAUGUGUCUUGUGAAUUUUACUUGCACACAGAUAGUUGCACAAGUGCUUAGCCACCAAGGGGUCAAUUAGUAGGCCUAAUGUGAACUCACCAGAUUUCCCUAUUCCUUGAAUAUUUGUUUCUUCCAAAUGCUGUUAACGUUCAUACUAUUAUUGUCAAUGACAUUGUGAUUAGUAGGAUGUUGAAAUACUAAUAGUAACAAAAAUAACAAUAUUUUUGCCAAAAAUCAUGGAAAAGGGUAAACAGGUGAGAUAGGUACAACUAGUAACUGACUCAUAGGUGAUUAAGUACUUGUGGAGCCUACUAUGUGUAAACACAAUUAAUAAGAUAAAACCACAAUAAACAUGGUAUGUAUUUCAUGCCAUCUAUGCACAGAGGGUUAAGAUUAAAACUCAUAGUGAUGUUCUUAUAUAAUGUGUUGAACACUUUGGAUCAUCAGAGACAGUGAUUCUCAACAGAAGAUAUUUAAGUUCCCAGUAAUAGGGGGAAACUUGGAGAUAUGAUAGUUCUCAAAAUACUGUACUUAAGUUUGUAAUCAUGUAAGGGUCCUUGAAUCAUGCAAAGGAUGUUCCUGUUCUUCAAGAGAUAAAGACCUAACCAUGUAUGAACUUUAGUAAAAUAAACCAAACUCUUUCUAUAUGUUUAUGAAAAGUAAAAGUUCAUGCUAUAUAUAAAAAAAACAUGCUAUACAUAGGAAAAAAGCAUGUUGAGAAACACUGAUCUAUAGUAUCCAAAGAACUUCAAAUAAUUUGGAUUGCACACUCUCCUGAUUGUAUCUCUUCCUAUUUAUGCAUUCUAGUGUCUCCAUUUGGAUUGUCAGUAUGAAUUCAGAAGGCUGUAAGUGAUAUUUUCCAGGAAACUGACCUCAUUUUGUUACUGAUGUGCCAUGCUUCUAUUAUGGCAUUUUUUACCAUAUUUCAAUUAUGAACAGUAGGCAAAAGAAAACUUAAUCCAUUAUUCACAUUUAGGUAUUCAUAUUAUGAUUCUUCACUCUGAAAUGCCACAGUGAAGACACUUGCUUUAUUUAUUAGGGAUGUAUUAUUUAUGAAUUAUGUUUACCAGUGCAGAAGCAGUGUCAGUCUCAAAUACCUGUACAAUUGUUUAUAUAUUUAUAUUAAAAUCUCUCAGUCAGAGGCUGAUCUCAAUUCUUGCGGUUCUUAUAUCAGGGUAUGUAAUUUUUGUUGUUCAGAAAGUAAUGCACAUAAUUAAACCUAAAAAUGGCAGAGGCAGUUUGUGCUUUAGCCUCCUGAAUUCAAAAACUUUUUUUUUAUGUUGACUAAGUUAUUUUCUGUGUUCACUAAGUUACUUUGUGAUAUACUUGGUUAGACAAUACACAUUAUUAUGUGCAGAUACCUCCAUGAAAUAUUAUGAGUGAUAAGUGUAUAUUGAGCUUCCUCUUGGGAUUAACAUAGUGCUAUUGAGUUUAAUAUUUUGUACUGAACUAAUGAUAUCAAGAGUUGUUUCAUCAGUGCAAAUGAUGCUUUUAUGCUGCUUAAAGAACAGGAGUAUUAUAUAUAUAUUCCUGGGUACAACUUCAACAGAUAAACCUUUGUGUGCUCUUGUCGUGAUAUUAUACUUCUGUUGUAUAGUCAGCUUAUGGAAUGUGAUAGUACUGUGUUAAGAUUUAUUUGUUUGAAGCAUCAGAGUAUGGUUUACAGUUUAUCUUUAUGAAUGGUGCUAAAGCUGUACAUGCCUUCCCUUAUCUAGAUCUGCUUCCAGUAGAGGUAAAAAACUGGAAAGACCUCUACUGAAGGGGCACUGUAGAUCAAGGCAAAGGUAACAGUACUGGGUCAUUAGAAUAUUUGAGUGCAAGUGCUUCAGCUUCCUGCGAUUGCCUUGAUUCCCCAAAACUCUAGUUUUUUUCUUGUUAAAAGAAUAAAGUCUUCACCACUUUGGAAAAUCACUGAUUUUCUUAUUUCUUGAAAAAAACAAUUAUCUAAAUAUAAUUUGUGUAUAAAGCUUGUGUCAUGUCCCUGAGAAAGCAUAGCAGGGCAGCAGAGUUACAGACAAAUAGUACAAGUACACUGUUUUAUGUACUUCAUGAAUCAAACAUUAUCAAACUUAUGAAUACCAUCUUAAAGUCAUUCUUUUUCUAAACACAUUUUGUGUGUGUGUCUGUGUCUGUGUGUGCGUGUGUGUGUUUUUUGUCCAUGCAUGCAUGCAUGCGGGCAUGUGUGUGCAUGCAUGCAUGUGUGGAUGUUUUUGCAGAAGAGCUAUGUGUGCCAGGAUGUUUUUGUAAAUAAUUUACCUCAUAUUCAUGAGUAAUAGGAAUACUUUCAUAUCUAAAUAUUUAGUGUUCCAAAAUACUGUUAUGCCUUACAGAAUGUCAUUAUUGCAAUAGUCAAAAACACAAGAAUUACAUAAGCUUGAAGGAAUUCUAUCUUUUUUAUUGCUACAGUCAUUACAACAUAAGUAACAAAAAUCCACUGAGUAAUAGACCUAAUGUCUCCUAAGACAUGUUCUGUUAUAUCAUAUUUGAUGAGUAUUGUGUAUCCUGAAACCCCUUCAACAAUAUUCUAAUAUGUCUUCUUAAAAGAAGAGAUUCUUAUCUGUGGUUUGUUUUAGUACAGAAAAUUGUGCAUAAUAUAUUAGUAUCAACUGCUUGGCUGUACUAGAAGUAUGGUAAUAUUCCUUAAUUAUAGUCUAAAAGAUUUAAAACCUUU
Messenger RNA from Penaeus vannamei (Pacific white shrimp), 5612 nucleotides. RefSeq names its product jumonji domain containing 4 (gene JMJD4). Gene Ontology annotation, biological process: protein hydroxylation; positive regulation of translational termination. Gene Ontology annotation, cellular component: nucleus; cytoplasm. Gene Ontology annotation, molecular function: sequence-specific DNA binding; 2-oxoglutarate-dependent dioxygenase activity. The record is from RefSeq and is a predicted model, not a curated record. Lineage: Eukaryota; Metazoa; Arthropoda; Malacostraca; Decapoda; Penaeidae.